Manihot esculenta (cassava) is the source of this 2542-nucleotide messenger RNA. RefSeq lists its product as uncharacterized. The transcript is spliced from 10 exons. NCBI's taxonomy places the organism in Eukaryota, Viridiplantae, Streptophyta, Magnoliopsida, Malpighiales, Euphorbiaceae. Bases 165 to 2342 code for a protein of 725 amino acids. The record is from RefSeq and is a predicted model, not a curated record.
CAAAGCCUAAAAUCCUUGGGAAGGCGGAAAACAUAAUAACCAACGGCUUGGCGCGGAUACGAAAGAAAUCCAACUACAUUACGAAAUGAAUAUGAAGAAACUCGUUUAGAUUGCGAUUCUUUGAUCGAUCGAUCGGUUGCGGUUAGACAAAUAGCACAAACGAAAUGGAAGCGCAGACGAGGAUUAGAAUGCUUGAGAAUUUCGUGAAGAACCAUCAAAAUUCGUUGAAAUCGUUAUUCCAGAGAAAGAGAUCAUCAAAUUCAAGCGAAGAUGGCGGCUUUGAUUCACCUGGCCUUUCCCCCAGACCCAUUCCUCAAUUAUCUCCUCUCGCAAAUUCCGUCGUUGCUCGAUGUUCCAAGAUCCUUGGAGUCCCUACCCAUGAGUUACAGCAUCAUUUCGACAUUGAGCUACCCGAGAGCGUUAAGCAACUCUUCACUUACGCUAGGAACUUCCUUGAAUUCUGCUCGUACCAAGCUCUCAAUUGUGUCACCAGGCGCCCUGAUUAUUUGAGCGAUAAGGACUUCCGUCGCUUGACCUAUGACAUGAUGCUCGCAUGGGAGGCCCCCAGCGUUGAGAUCGAUUCGCAACUCAAAGAAACUGCCUCUCCCUGUAAUCGGCAAGAAGAGGAUGAAGACGGCGCCUCACUCUUUUAUUCAAGUUCCACUAAUAUGGCUGUUCAGGUUGAUGACACAAGUACUGUUGGCCGAGAGGCUUUUGCACGCAUAGCUCCCGCUUGUACUGUUGUUGCAGAUGUAAUGACUGUCCACAAUCUUUUUGAUGCACUCACAAGUUCUUCGGGUGGUCGACUUCAUUUUCUCAUUUAUGAUAAAUACCUUCACAGCCUUGAUAAGAUUAUUAGAGCUGCAAAAAAUACAUCAGGAAGCAUAAAUCUUCAGCUUGCUGAGGGAGAGAUCAUUCUUGAUGUUGAUGGGACAGUUCCCACUCAGCCCAUUUUGCAGCAUAUUGGAAUCUCAGCGUGGCCUGGACGGUUAACAUUGACAAAUAGUGCUCUCUACUUUGAGUCAUUGGGAGUCGGUAUAUAUGAUAAAGCAGUUAGAUUUGAUCUGGCAACAGAUUUGAAACAGGUCAUAAAACCAGAAAUGACUGGACCAUUGGGUGCUCGUCUCUUUGAUAAAGCUGUGAUGUAUAAAUCAACAUCAGUAAUGGAGCCUGUUUAUUUUGAAUUUCCUGAAUUUAAAGGAAAUUCUAGACGAGAUUAUUGGUUGGAUAUAUGUCUUGAGAUCCUGCAUGCACACAAGUUUAUUAGAAAAAACAAUUUCAAAGAGACUCAGCAACUGGAAGUACUUGCAAAGGCUAUUCUUGGCAUCUUUCGAUAUCGUGCAGUCAAAGAAUCUUUCCAUAUUUUCUCAUCCCAUUACAAAACUGUACUGGCUUUUAAACUGGCUGAAAGUCUGCCGAGGGGAGAUAUGAUCUUGGAAACACUGUCAAGUCGUCUGGCACUUCUAAAUAUAACUGCUUCCCCACGCAGUGUUGAUGGAUUUUCAUAUGCAAAACAGCAAGCAAAACUUUCACCAGUUGCAUUUCUGACACUUGUUCGACUUGGUUUUACUUUACAAAAUGACUCAAAUUUUGAUGGAGAAGAAAUGGCAAUGGGAGAUCUUUGCGCUGGUGAGCCAAAUCCACUCGAGAUAGCUGUGAAACAGUCAGUAUCAGAUAUUGGAAGAGCUGAAGCUGCACAGGAAACAGUGGACAAAGUGAAGGUUGAGGGGAUUGAUACGAAUGUUGCAGUAAUGAAGGAACUGCUGUUUCCAGUUAUUGAAUUAGCUGGCCGACUUCAACUCUUGGCUUCUUGGGAAGAUCCAUUUAAAUCAAUUGUGUUUGUGACAUUAUCCUGCUACGUUAUUUUAAGGGGUUGGACCAGGUACAUAUUGCCAUGCAUUUUCAUGUGCUCUGCAGUUUUCAUGUUCUUGCGUAGGCAUUUCAACAAAAAGGAGCCGGUAAAGGCUUUCAAAGUUGAAGCUCCCCCCAAUAAAAAUGCUGUAGAGCAGCUGCUGACGUUACAGGAAGCUAUCACACAGGUUGAAGCACUCAUUCAAUCUGGCAAUAUUAUUCUCCUGAAGAUUAGAGCUCUUCUAAUUGCUGUCCUCCCACAGGCUACGGAAAGGAUUGCUCUGUUGCUGGUUCUCAUAGCUGCUAUGUUUGCAUUUGUGCCUUUGAGACACUUAACUCUGUUGGUAUUUUUAGAGGCAUUCACAAGGGAAAUGCCUUACAGGAAAGAAAGCAGUAAUAGAUGGCGGAGACGACUAAAAGAAUGGUGGAACAGGAUACCAGCAGCUCCGGUUCAGCUGAUUAAACUUGAUGAGAACAAGAAAAAGAAAUGAACACUGUUUAUAUGAAUGUCAACAUUCUCUGUAAAUUGGUGGUGCCAAUGAACAUCGGACUACUGGAGGAAGAGCUCAUACAGUGUACAGAAAGCAGUCGAGAUUUUCAAUUUUCAUUUUGGAUCCCCAUGGAAAACAAAUAUCCUGGGACGAAUUGUAUCUAAUUUACAAAUCAAUUGAAAAUCUUUUAAGCUUCUCUC